AUUCAGCAAUGGCCAAGCUCUUAACAAUAUGAUAAGAGAGCCCAAGUCCCACUUCUGGGACUGGUACAGCCCAUACUACCCGGUGCCGUCAGAAAUCGACCCUGCUGUACCUGCAGGCUGCAAGGUCACCUUUGUACAAGUCCUAAGCAGGCAUGCUUCCAGAUAUCCCAAGUCCCCUGAGAUGGAACGCGCCAAGGCACUUCUCGCUCGUGUUCGGACUGAAGUCUCGGGUCGUGUUCGGCCUGAACCCUCCAAUCGCGAGACUCUGGAGAUCCUAAUGUCCAACGAUUUGAUACCCCACGAGUUUGAAAAGCUUACACCAUUCGGCAAGAAAGAAGCCAUAGACUCUGGUAGAUCGUUUUUCAAACGGUACCAGGAUCUUGCCGCUCACAACGACCCAUUCAUGAGAAGCAUCGACGAGGACCGCGUCAUUGAGACAGCCUCUCUUUGGAAGGAAGGAUUCGAUCAAUCAAAGGGUUACGGUAAAACCACCAGGGGCAUGGAGAUCAUACCUACGACAAAGGGCUUCAACAACUCGUUACAUUAUGGCGGUUGUCCAGCCUUUGACAGGACCGUUUCUAAAAUCCACACAAGCACGGCCAUGCAGUGGAUGAACCGAAAUUUUGAGCAGAUUAUAGCGCGUAUGAACCGGCAGCUACCAGGGGUAUAUUUCGCGCCUGCUGACAUCCAACGAUUAAUGAGGCUAUGUCCAACAAACACAGUAAUCAACGGCAUAGAGUCAAAAGUUUGUAAUCUCUUUACAACAGAGGAGUUUCGGGACACUGAAUACGGCAACACAAUCGGCCAAUACUAUUCAUGGGGCCCAGGUAAUCCAUUAGGUAAUCCAGCGACAUUCCCGCUUAACAGAAAGAUCUAUGCUGACUUUUCCCGAAGCAACGUAUUAGUAUCUAUAUAUAGUGCAAUGGGGUUGUUUGAUGGAGCGAGGCCGCUGAGUAAGACGCAAAUGACACCGCUAGCAGAAUCCGGGGGUUUCACGAUGAGUAGGCUGAUUCCGUUUGGAUCUCGCAU
Messenger RNA from Colletotrichum graminicola M1.001, 1029 nucleotides. Its product is annotated as histidine acid phosphatase. The annotation marks the transcript as partial. NCBI's taxonomy places the organism in Eukaryota, Fungi, Ascomycota, Sordariomycetes, Glomerellales, Glomerellaceae. The transcript has 2 exons. The record is from RefSeq and is a predicted model, not a curated record. Gene Ontology annotation, molecular function: acid phosphatase activity.